AUGAGACCACCACCAAGAUCACUUGAAGAAUAUUUAUAUCGUAAAUUGAUGGAUUCUCCUGGAUUCAAUAACUGGGUUAGAAAGAUUCAUGCAAAGAUAAAUCAGAUCCCUUAUCAAGAAUUCCCCAAUGAAGGUCGAGUAAGAAACCUAAAUGCUUUUGAUUAUAAACCAACCACAUGGCAUAAGGUGAAUGCGUUUAGAAUUAUAUGGUUUGAUGAAAUAAAGCGAUCAAAUGCUAGUAUUAAAGCAACCCACGUUGGUCCAAGUAGCAGGGCUUUCGUAUUAUCCCGAUCUCCAGAUCCGAAUGAUUCGAAAUACUUGCUAUUGUAUCAAUAUGUUAUACCAGAAUGGUCAAUUAUACCUUCAGUUCAAAUGAAUCCGUACCUCGACUGA
Molecule: messenger RNA, 393 nt
Organism: Hemisphaericaspora subhashii
Lineage: Eukaryota; Fungi; Ascomycota; Pichiomycetes; Serinales; Debaryomycetaceae
Exons: 2
Coding region: 1-393 (130 amino acids)
Source: RefSeq, a predicted model, not a curated record